Molecule: messenger RNA, 4423 nt
Organism: Gambusia affinis (western mosquitofish)
Lineage: Eukaryota; Metazoa; Chordata; Actinopteri; Cyprinodontiformes; Poeciliidae
Product: carbonic anhydrase 5B, mitochondrial-like
Exons: 7
Coding region: 389-1309 (306 amino acids)
Cellular component (GO): cytoplasm; mitochondrion
Molecular function (GO): zinc ion binding; carbonate dehydratase activity
Source: RefSeq, a predicted model, not a curated record
AGGAGUUCUCUGAUUGGCCAAAACCAGCCCCUCCCCCUUGCAACGAUUGUUCUAGUGAACCACCGAGGGUCUUUUUCAACUGUUCACGGCCCCAGCAGCGCAUUUAAACGGGUUAAAGGAAUGUAGACAGUCACUGUAGCUUCACUGUAAGCGGUGGGUUUCCUCUGCAGUGAAAGUCUGAAGGUUUUUCCUCCGCCUUCAGAUGAAAAGGAGAAGGAUACAAAGGAAGAAGUAGCAGCCAGCCGUUAGAUUGUUUUGAACAGGCAGCUGCUAACUUCAGUUCAGUGUGGAGUUUUAACAGCUAGCUGCGCGCUCCUCUAACCGAGAAGCAGGGUAGUAUCACAGGUUAACCGUUUUAGGCAAAUCAGGUGUAGUCAGUUGGAGGAAAAUGGUGAUUUUCUCCGCAGCGGUUAGACCUUUGGUCUCUCACCUUCGGCGACAACUCGUCAGACACGCCAUGAGUCCCAGGAUAACGCCUGUCCGACGAUGCAACCUCACGGCGUGUUCCAGCAAAUAUGUUCUGUCUCAGAUGCACCCCAUGUGGCAGGAGCCCCUGGAGGUGCCAGGAGGGGAUCAUCAGUCUCCCAUCGACAUCGCCGUGAAAAAAGCCGUCUUCGACUCGGAUCUGAAGCCGCUGGAGUCCAGCUACGACCCGCAGACCUGCCAGCAGAUCUGGAAUAACGGUUACUCCUUUCUGGUCGAGUAUGACGACACUACUGACAAGAACAUUCUAAAGGGAGGCCCUCUACAGGACAAAUACAGGCUUUGUCAGUUCCACUUCCACUGGGGCGAGAGCAACGACUGGGGCUCAGAGCACACUGUGGACCGACGGCUGUUUCCUGCAGAGCUCCACUUGGUCCACUGGAACUCUGACAGGUACACUCUGUUCGAGGAGGCGGUGAUGGAGGAAAACGGACUCGCAGUUAUUGGAAUUUUUCUGAAGGUGGGAAAGAGACACGAGGGGCUGCAGAAGCUGGUUGACGCUCUGCCUGCUAUCAGACACAAGGACAGCGUGGUGGAGUUUAACCGCUUUGAUCCAGCUAGUCUGCUUCCCUCCAACAUCGAUGACUACUGGACGUACCACGGCUCUCUGACCACACCCCCUCUCACAGAGUCCGUCACCUGGAUCGUUAUGAAGCAGCAUAUUGAAGUCAGCCAUGACCAGCUGGCGGUCUUCCGGAGCCUCCUGUUCACCUCUGCCGAGGAGGAAGUCCAGAAGAGCAUGGUGAACAACUUCCGGGUGCAGCAGCCUCUGCGGGGUCGCACCGUCCGCUCCUCCUUCACUCCUUUCCUGCAGGAGGCGCCGUAGAGGUGACAAGCAAAACGGCAUACGCUGCUGGACUCUAACAACACAACACUGCUUGUGGAAGCAGAACCAGUGUUUAUAUGACCGGUUUCCUCUGGGGAUCUUCAUCCAAUACAAUCACUUCCUGUUUUAUUUUAAUGAACAGUUUUACAGAGGAUGGAAGAAAACUUGUAUUUUUGGUUUGACUGUUUCAGACCCGUUAUCAAUAAGGGAGUAAGGGUAACUGAGGGGGAUUUUAUUUGAUUUUAAUGAUUACAUUAUCAUAAAUCAUAUUUAUUCUACAUUAUGGAAGCAUCACAUUGAGCUUCAGGUUCAGUAAAAACCCAACAAGUUAGAUUUCUAUCUAAUGUCUGUUUACAGCAAAAUUCUCCUUUAAAUUUUCAUAAAAAUUUCUGCAAAAUCACAAAUCCUUUUUCAGUCAGUCUUCUCAGGCUGCUGUUUGUUUUACUGAAUAUUUUCUUCAUCUGUUACAAAGAAAUUCCUCUGAAUACGUCUGACAUUCAGAGCUGUGUUUCACUAAUUUUUUAACUUUUAACUGAGUUGUUUUUUUUAACUCUGUCUUUGUUACUAAGACGCACAACAUGCAACGUUAGAGCAGCAGACUCGUAGCGACACAGAGCGUGGGAAUGAAAGUAUAAGAUUCAAUGAACCUUAGUGCCUUUAAAUGUUCCGAUUUCUCUUUUGUGUUAGUUUAAUUCUCACCUGAUUUGUCUUUUCUUCUACUUUAUAAAAUUAAAAGAAAUAGCAGUUGUUUGAGACUUUCAGUCAAUCUUGUCAGGAUUAUAUCAUCUGAUUGAAUAAGGUUGAUCUCAUCAGUCGGCUUUCAUCAGACUGAUUCAGUUAGCUAAAACGAAUCAUAUUGUACCUCUUAAAGCUGGGAAAAUGCAGUCUUCUAAGCUACUGUUGUGCCUUUAUGACUCUCACCCAGGGUAAUGUAGCCUAGGGGCGGCACAAAAAUUGGUUCUUCUCAAUGUGCACUCAAUGUGUUAGCGCUGUAGAAAGAUAUUGCUGUACACUUGCUAAUAAGCACUUCCUGUUCCUUGUUAAAAGUGAGAACUUGUUCUCAACCAACUUACCUGGUAAAAUAAAGCAAAACAAAAAGUAAAUUUAUGUUUAAGUUGCUUUAUAAUCAUUUUCUUUUUCUCAACGGACUCUAGAUUACAUCUAAUUACAUCAAAUCCCAAAUACUUAGACAGGUGGAGCUGUUUGAGUUACAAAAUGCACUAAAAUCAGAGUAUAAAAUAAAUAAUAAUGUAAAUAAAUAUAGACUGAGUGAACCCAGGGUGCCAUUCACUGCAAGCUGAUUUAUUUUAAAUCAAAGUAAAAGAGCACAAAAAGUGCCUACUUUGAGCGUCUUUUCAGCAGAUAUUAAACUUGUUUCUUCUUCUACACCCAGUUCAUUUUGCAACAGAUUCUACUGAGAGGAGGAUUUUGCAAUCUGCUCAGGUUUAAGCAAUAUUCAGUUAUCUGAAGAAGUCCAGCCUCCUUCAUGCUUUGCGUUAUGCCCGUCUGUUGUCGUUACUCCCGCCUGUGCUGCUCUGCCAGAAAGAUAAACUUGAAAGUCGAGAUGAAGACACGCAUUACGUUUGUCCUCGGCGCGUGAAGUUUUUUUAUUUCUGAUUUACGGUCCAGUUGAGGCGAGAGGCCACCGUCCCUGUAAUCCCUCUUUCACAAUGCAGCUAUCCAAACUCGCAGCGGUGACCCCGGGAGUCGUGAACUCCGGCGCGGGACGCUGCACGAUGAAAAGAACCGAGUGAUGGCGACUUGUUCUGAAAGCUUCAGAAUAGUUAGAUAAACACCACAGGAGCCACAGCAGGCGUGAAACAUUGCUGCUUGGUUUGGGUUUUCUUUGGGUGUCAAACUCAUUUUCGGUUUCGGGUCACAUAAAUGUUCUGAAAGGGCCAGUUGUGUCAGAAUGUAUGAAAUCUGUUAUCAAACUGUCAAAAUAUUAAUAAAUGGCUGUCUGCACUCUGUAAGUGACUCUUAAAAGACACUGUCUUACAAAAGUAUUCACACCGUUGACCUACAAUCAGAAACAUUUGAAUUUAAUGUGAAAGACCAACACAAAGUGGUAUACAAAUAUGAAAUGGAAAGAAAAUCUUUUUACAUUGAUCAGUCCCGCCAGGAUUUUGCGAUUGUUUUUCAGAUUCCAGAUUUUCUGGUGCAAAUUUAGAAAUAUUUGCAAGAAAUUUUGCAAACUUGAGAUGUGACUUUUUAUUACUCGUCAUAUCGAUCACAAACUAAAACUUCACAUCAAGUAAGUAAACAAAAGUUAUUAGUUGUUUUCCAUUUCUUUGGCCAAAUUUGUAAUGUUCUUGACUUGUAGUCAGGGGUUCAAUCAAAGUCAUUUUGAGGGCCACAAAUGGCCCCCAGGCCACACUUUGGACACCCCUAACUUAAACCUAAUGUAUUUUGACUAUUUUUGCCAAACAUUUGUAAAAAACUCGUUAAAAAAAUGCAUUAGGAUUUUUUCCUUUUUGCGAUCGUGAAAAGCUGUAGGGACUGAUUUCUGUAACUUUUAGGGCCACAUAAAAAGCUACAGUGGGCUGGAUUUGGCCCCUUGGCCUUGAGUUUGACACAGGUGGCGUAAAAAACAUGAAAUAUGGGCAACAGCAGAAUGAAGGGACCCAGAGCUGAUUUUAUGCUCCAUCUGUGCAUUAAGUUACUUUAUGGCCUUUUUUUUGUUUUGAUGCAACGUUGUUACUUUAAAAUAUUUUAAUGGCUUUUUCUGUCUGUAGAAAUUUGUUUACUUCACAAUAUCUUCGUUACUGUAAAUUAAGAUGUUUUAAAUGCUUCCCUGAUUUUUGAUCUGAGCUAUAAUUGAAUGUGCAGCAUCACCUGCAGCUCAGUGGGAUGUUUAAGCAGCUGUACGUUGUUUUUACUGUAACUGUAAGAAGUGCAUAUUGUCACUGCUUAUUUGUCCAGUGUUUGGCCUACAUUCCUGCCCCUCCCCCCUCCGGUGUCAUGCUGGGCUACUCCCAGCAUGCUUUGCUCCACCUGCGUGGCUUCAUAAAGGUUGCCAUCCAGCUGAGAGGGAAACUGUAAACCACUGAUGUACAUUUUGAUUUUUAAAGAAACUGGCUGUAAUGUUUAACAAUAAAGUAAUAUAUCAAAAUA